This is a messenger RNA of Epinephelus lanceolatus (giant grouper), 483 nucleotides long. RefSeq names its product NADH:ubiquinone oxidoreductase subunit A7 (gene ndufa7). The record is from RefSeq and is a predicted model, not a curated record. Gene Ontology annotation, biological process: mitochondrial electron transport, NADH to ubiquinone; ATP synthesis coupled electron transport. NCBI's taxonomy places the organism in Eukaryota, Metazoa, Chordata, Actinopteri, Perciformes, Serranidae. Gene Ontology annotation, cellular component: respiratory chain complex I; mitochondrial inner membrane.
GUCUCGUGCCCUUCACAACAGCAAAGAUGGCGACUGCUACCAAAAUCAUUCAGAGGCUCCGAAAUUUUUUAUCGGGGCGCGACCUGCAAGCCAAGCUGCAGCUGAGAUAUGAGGAGAUUGCAAAAAGGACACAGCCACCACCCAAACUGGCGGUAGGCCCGAGCCAUAAGUAUGCCGACAACUACUACUACACCAGAGAUGGACGCAGAGAGUCAGUACCAGCCACAGUCGUCAUGUCUUCUCAGAAGGCUCUUACCGCUGGCAGCCAAGUUUCUGAAGUCCAAAAGCCUCCAGUGACCCCGGGCCCUGUAUACAAUGGGCCACCACUCUCCACAGACCAGCCGUACCUCUGAGCAGCAGCGUUAACCUCUUCAGCAUCAACAACCUAAUUUCUCCAUCCAGACCUGCUGUAGAGGUCUGACCUCUGCACAUGUUGGUUGUAUCCUGUACAAUAGAAAAUGUGAAUAAAUGUGUUCUAGUUAA